AUGCAGAAUCUGUUUUCUCUUGGCGACCUCGACGACGCCGACGAUGACGAAGCUUCCUGGUCUCUUCACGAGUACUUUCUUCGCCUCGCGACACAGUGCCCCACGGUUGUGUUUGAUCUCGCUGCGGCCCAACGCGUUAUUAAAACUGACGAAAAGUCGCCUCGCUUUUGGGAAUUCGCGCUCGUGUUCGACCCAACAUUAAUUGUUCAACGCGCCGAGCCGUUGACUUGGAUGUGGCUAGCGGCAUCCGAAUUCUUUGCUCAUCCUUGGACAGGCCCGGCCAUUCUUCCUCCCAUUGUGGAGGAAUUCGAGCGACUAGAAAGAGAGUAA
This is a messenger RNA of Cylindrotheca closterium, 330 nucleotides long. The record is from the annotation of a GenBank genome assembly. Lineage: Eukaryota; Bacillariophyta; Bacillariophyceae; Bacillariales; Bacillariaceae.